AAACAUCGCACCUCCUCAUCUCUGCUUGCCCACUUUCCUCUCUUCGGGAUAAACACCAUGGUCCUCAAUCUCUUGCGCCGCGUCUGGCCGCAAACCUUCCCUGCCAAACCGACCCUCACUUCAGCCAACCUCCCUCCGCAAUCCAAUCGCGUGGUGAUCAUCACCGGCAGCACCGCCGGCAUCGGCCUGGAAUUGGCGCGCAUUCUGUACUCCGCCGGCGCCACUGUCUACAUCGCCGCCCGUAAUGAACAAAAAGCCCAGGCCACCAUCCAAGCCCUCACAGCAGAAGACCCCACUGCUUCCGGCAAACUUAUCUUUCUGCCCCUUGAUCUCUCAGAUCUCACCACAAUCGGUCCCUUUGUGACCCAAUUUCUAGAGCGUGAAUCACGUCUCGACCUUCUCUUCAACAAUGCCGGUGUCGCAUUGCAGCCCCUGACGCAGCGCACCGCCCAGAACCUCGAGCCGCAGCUCGGUAUCAACUGUGCGGCGCCCUACCUCCUCACCACUCUGCUGUCAGAUGUCCUCACCCGCACCGCCGCCCAUGCACCCCCGGAUAGCGUGCGGGUGAUCUGGUCGAGCAGCAUGAUCGUCGAAACCCUGGCGCCGCGCGGCGGCGUGCCCGCCAAGGAACUCGAUAACCCUUCGAGCAACGUGUACCGCAACUACGCGAUCAGCAAAACGGGCAACUGGUUCCUGGCGGAUCGGUUUGCCAAGAAGUUCGCUGCUGCAGCUGGCAAAGACGAAAAGGCUGUGGUUAGCGUAACGGUCAAUCCGGCCAACGCGUACACCGGCAUUUACGACGAUGCGCCCAAGCUGGUGGUGUGGAUGUGCAAGCCCAUCUUCUACACGGCUCGGGAGGGUGCCAACUCGCUGCUCUGGGCGGGUUGUAGUUCAGAGGUCACGGCUGCGGAUAGCGGCAGGUAUAUUAUUCCGUUUGGCCGGUGGCAUCCCUGUCCCCGGGGGGAUCUGGUUGAGGAAAUGAGCAAGGGCGAUGAGGGCAAUGCGGUAGGAUUGGAGAAGUGGUGUGAGCGUGUAACAGCAGAUUUCCGGUGAUCUUGGCGCUAUGAUUGAUACCCUCAGGUACAUCCCGGGAGAAGGUGGAUAACCAUCCUUAU
Aspergillus costaricaensis CBS 115574 is the source of this 1115-nucleotide messenger RNA. Its product is annotated as steroid dehydrogenase. NCBI's taxonomy places the organism in Eukaryota, Fungi, Ascomycota, Eurotiomycetes, Eurotiales, Aspergillaceae. The coding region runs from base 58 to 1053 and encodes 331 amino acids. The transcript has a single exon. The record is from RefSeq and is a predicted model, not a curated record.